Dunckerocampus dactyliophorus (ringed pipefish) is the source of this 1659-nucleotide messenger RNA. RefSeq lists its product as uncharacterized. Lineage: Eukaryota; Metazoa; Chordata; Actinopteri; Syngnathiformes; Syngnathidae. Bases 8 to 1570 code for a protein of 520 amino acids. The record is from RefSeq and is a predicted model, not a curated record. The transcript has 3 exons.
CACCACUAUGCUGACUGCUGCUGUGUGGGUCCUGGCCUUGCUAGGCCCAGUGCAAGGCUGGGGCCUGUCACCGGCAGCUGAGGACAACACAGAGGAGGCAGACUUCAGCCUCUGCAGCCACAGCUUCUACAAACAGACGCCUCCCAAAGAUGGCUCCGCGGGACAGAUACCGCUGCGCCCUCUGUGUCACAGAUUGCCCGGCGGCCAUGACUUUGCCACUCUCCACAGACCCGACUGUGACACAGCUGUCGGCUCGGCCCUGCGUCUCAGCCACGGAUGGACAGAGACGUCGCGACAGGAGGGGGAGGAGCUUGUGGCAGUAGAAGAAAAUGGAGUUUUCAUUCCAGCUCUUCUCAGAGGAGGCAAGGUUGCAUCUUCACCCGAAGACUCCCCCCUCCAACGCUGGGACUCAACUGUCUCCACGCUGGUCCACUCCACUAUCUCACCACAAUGCUUUGCUUUAAGCGGGGAUCUCUACAUCCUGACCGGGGCUGAUGGGUGUCAGACCCUGCCGCUGUGGUCUGCCAUGUGCUGCUCAGUCCCGGGAGGGAAAGGCAGCUUCAGUGUGGGGUUCAUCAGUGCCACAGAUGAUGAAGGCCAGCGGCAAGUGAGCAUGAAGGAACUGCAGGAAAUGCUGGAAGUGGAGGAGCUGUUCUCUGGAGGCUGUGAAGGAGCAGAUGUGGAGUCUGCAGGUGUCACAGUGAGGCUUCACACUGAAGCACAAACAGAAAACACAGAAGAGUCGACUGCAGAUUCUACUGAACUACACUCCACAAGUCAAGAUGUAACACUGGACGAGGGAAACUCCGAAGCAAAUGAAGCAAAGGAAUCCGCACACACAUCAAAGAGUAGCGGUGGAGAGACCACAAAUGCAGGAGAGAAGGCAGCUGUGACACAUUAUGAUGAGGCUAGCACUGAACAGAAAGAUGCAAAUUCCAGCAGCAUUGUGGUCUCCAUCAUCUCCACCAUUUUGACCAUCCUCAAAACUCCACUUAGGCCCGUCUUCUCCAGAAUCACACAGUUUCCUGGACAGGUGACUUAUGUUCUUCAGGAAGACCUUGGAGUUCUCUCAGCCCUCCCAGGUGAUACUGUCUCCCUCUUCUACCUCCUGACCUCUGACCUGUUGUCUUGGAUGCGCUGGGCUGCGGAAAUGCUAUUUGGUAUUGGCGAGAGGUGCGUCUACGGCAUCUACCACUGCACCUCCUCCAUGCUGGGGGAGCUCCUCAACUGCUGCUACACCGGGGUCACAGGCAUGGGCACGCUGGCUGGCGACACACUGGGGAUCUUUGGCGACGCACUGGAUAACACCUGGUGGGUGACCAGGCUUUUCGGAGGGCGCCUGCUGGAGCGGAGUGGGGGCUAUGUAGGAACAGUGACGAUGGAGAUGGGAGAUCAGGCUGCGUCUGUGGGUGGGGGGCUGGGAAAGCUGGCAUGGAGAAGUGGGAGUGGGGUGUUCAGUGUGUUCAGCGUGGGGGGCAGCAUCAUCUUCGGAGUGGUGAAUGUGGUGUUUGGUGCGGUCGCAGAGGGCUUUGGACAGGAGACAGCAACAGUCCACACUGAUGUUGUCUGAGUAGAAACUAACAUUUUUAAAUGGAUUAACAAUGAAUAAGAAUAUAUAUUUUAUUCAAUUUACUAUUAAAAAUCAUUGUUAAACAUUUA